Messenger RNA from Cotesia glomerata, 1158 nucleotides. Its product is annotated as high mobility group nucleosome-binding domain-containing protein 5-like. The record is from RefSeq and is a predicted model, not a curated record. NCBI's taxonomy places the organism in Eukaryota, Metazoa, Arthropoda, Insecta, Hymenoptera, Braconidae. Bases 92 to 1108 code for a protein of 338 amino acids. The transcript is spliced from 2 exons.
GAUACAUUCUGUAAUCAUUGUUAUUACUUUGAAAGAAUAUAAUUUUAAUUUUAUGGUUUUUUUUUUGAGUGGUUAAAAAAUUUUUGAACCAAUGGAGUUUUAUAAGGUUAUCCUGAUCCUGAGCGUCAGCUGUUCAGCGUCAGCCAUAACGUUUCCUCUAACAUCCGAGUCGCUUCCAGCGCCAUCUACCAGCGCGCCAAGUAACUCCUUCGACGAAUAUUUUAAACCCGAAGCUUCAGAACCUAAAGCGCGGCAAAACUCCGAGAACUGCGAAAAAGUUAUAAAAAACGGAAUGAUGUGCCUUGUGUGCUCCGACGAGAACACCGGAAAGUCGGAACAAUGCGCAUACAUCUCCCACCCUCCAAAAAAGUAUUCGGGACAGAAAAAACCGCGACCUGAGCCGGACAUCGACGAACUUACUCCACAAAAAUCCGCAAAAACCAAAAAAAUGAACAAAAAAUACAAAAAUCUCCGUCGGUACGACGAGAGCGCCGAAAGCGAGGAUUCCUCGAACUACUCCGAAGAUUUUGAAGGGUUCGGAGAUUACUACCCUGAGUACACCUCAAAAUCCGAAAGAUUAUCCAAUGCGGAAUCUAACGACUGCGAGGAAGUUGCGAGAGAGGACGGAACUAUUUGUACGGUUUGCAAGGAUGAGAAAAAUGGCGGAAAUUCUCAGAGGUGCAGACGCGCGUAUCAACCCAAAGAGAGUGUGUACGGCUACAGUAGGUCCCGAAGCUUUGGGGUGCCUAAAAGUGAAGGUAAGAAGAAACCUAAGAGUGUUGAGAAGAGCCAGAGUUACAGGCGCGAAGAUAAUGCCGCGGAAGAUCGAAAUCCGCACGGCAGCCUCAGAGAUCCGCAGAACAGCCGCAGGGAUACUUACGGCUACCCUGCGGAAAAAAGAGAGGUGGAAGAGGAGGAACACAGCAGGGAAAGAGGGGAUGGAAAUUGUAAGGAAGAAGAAAGAGAUGGAAUGAUUUGCACGGUUUGUGUCAACCCUAAGACUAAUGGAAAGUCGGAACAGUGUUCUUAUUCUUACAAGCCAGAGGACGAACUUUUUGCUUAUACUAAUUCAAAGUCCUACGGGUCUCCUAGUGAGAGGAAGGGUUGAUUUUGGAAUUUUUUUGUUGUUGGUUGUUAAUAAAGUUGUUAUGAAAAAUA